UCACGUUGAUUUAGGCGACCCAUAGAUGAACUAUGAAGAUAAUAAAAUUUGAUUAAAAAAUUUGGGCAUUUUGUUAUGUGCAAGUCACUUUACGCAUUCAGUUGAACGUGAAGUGCUACAAUGGCACCAGUGUUAGGAUAUUGGAACGUGCGUGGAUUAACUUCAUCCAUUCGGAACUUAUUGCAUUUUACUGAAGCUGAAUUUGAAGAAAAAUUGUAUGAAUUCAGUGAAGAAGAGAGGAAGGUGUGGCAGGCUGAUAAGUCGAGUUUAGAUCUGGAUUUUCCCAAUCUUCCGUACUACAUUGAUGGCGACGUAAAAUUGACUCAGAGUACGGCCAUUUUACGUUACUUGGGAAGGAAAUUCAAUUUGAUUGGCGAAAAUGAAGCAGAAACACAACGACUAGAUUUAGCCGAACAACAGGCCACUGAUUUACGUAUGGGUUUGAUACGACUCGUCUAUUUCAGCAGUAACUUCGAACAAAGCAGGGAAGAUUAUUUAAAAAUUCUGCCGGAAUUGGUGAAGGAGUUCAGUAGAUUCUUAGACUCUAACAAAUGGAUUCUUGGAGACAAAAUAUCAUACGUUGACUUUCUGCUGUACGAUGCACUUGAUUUCAAUCGUUUAUUUGAUGAAAAAUCUUUUGAGGGAGCCGAUAUCAUAAAUUCGUAUUUGGCUCGUUUUGAAUCAAUUCCUCAAAUCAAGGCGUACAUGACUGGUGGUGAAUACAAAAAGUUACCCAUCUUCAGUCCCAUAGCGUCGUGGGGUGGAUAACUGAACAAAGUAAAAUAUGAAAGUUCAGUUGCUGCUAAAGAAAUUUUCAUUUAAAUACAUUGUGGAAGAAAAA
This is a messenger RNA of Bradysia coprophila, 841 nucleotides long. Its product is annotated as glutathione S-transferase Mu 3-like. Lineage: Eukaryota; Metazoa; Arthropoda; Insecta; Diptera; Sciaridae. Gene Ontology annotation, biological process: glutathione metabolic process. Gene Ontology annotation, molecular function: glutathione transferase activity. The record is from RefSeq and is a predicted model, not a curated record.